This is a messenger RNA of Gongylonema pulchrum, 486 nucleotides long. The record is from the annotation of a GenBank genome assembly. NCBI's taxonomy places the organism in Eukaryota, Metazoa, Nematoda, Chromadorea, Rhabditida, Gongylonematidae.
AUGGAGGUUUCUCAAAACGAGGCAUUUCCAGCAACCGAACCUGCAGACGAUACGUGCUGCACUGGUGACAUUGAGAUAAUGGCGUUGGGCAUCGCGGAAGCGCAGCAGGAAUUCUUGAAGCUGCUGGAUCGUGUGGAGCCGCGCAGUGUGGCCGAGUUCCUGGACUGGAUCAGUGAAAGUUUUGUUGUAGCCAAGUCGCCGGAGGAGCUAGGUUUGCUUUAUCGCCUCCGGGCCUUAGCGCUUUGGUUGUUCAGCUGCGCAGCAUUUGCAUCGGAUUUUGGUGAAAAGGGUAAUUUUUCAGGCGCUGUUGAUAUGGGUAAUGGUGCUAUCGUAUAUGGAGGUCAAACAGCGCAUAUCGCCGAGUGUGAAGUUCUGUUAAAAAAGAUAGCCAUGGAUAUUCGAUCCGAAGUACCAUUCGAUUCUCUUUUUUUUUUGCAUAAGCAGGGCCCGCCUGUGGCUGGCGGCAAAAAAUUGCCAAAAGCUUGA